UUAACUUGCAUUUACAAUAAUUUAGAAACAGGCAACGGUAUACUGUAUUUCCGGCUUCCUACACUAUUUUCUCCCAGCAUGCUUUGCGCAUAGAAACGGAAGGACAUCUUUCCUGAAGAGGACACAGCUGCAAACCAUUCAAGCAUCGCUGUUAAGCAUCUCUGAACAUGUCUGAGACCAUUGAGGAUAAGAUCAAGAACUACAGGACUGCGCCCUUCGACGCCCGAUUCCCCAACACCAACCAGACGCGCAACUGUUUCCAGAACUACUUGGACUUCCACAGGUGCAACAAGGCCCUGUCUGCCAAAGACCAGGAUGUGGCCCCCUGUGAAUGGUACCAGAGAGUCUACAAAAGUAUUUGUCCCAUUGGAUGGGUUGGCAAAUGGGACGAGCAGAUGGAGAAUGGAAGUUUCCCUGGAAAGAUCUAAAAUUUGAUCACAUACGUAUAGUUAUAGUUAUCAGUCAGGACUUUUGCAGGAGGUUUUUGUUACAGUUUCCUUUGUAGUGUCCCACUUGGUCAUUGUCAUCCUCAGUCAUGUUACUGUUAUUAACUUAACGCACAACUGUUCAACCUGCAGUUUCCCAUAAUGUAUAGUAAACUCCAAUUUGGCAUUGUUUCUUCAAUAAAUACAAUGCACAUUUAA
Dunckerocampus dactyliophorus (ringed pipefish) is the source of this 644-nucleotide messenger RNA. RefSeq names its product cytochrome c oxidase subunit 6B1. Lineage: Eukaryota; Metazoa; Chordata; Actinopteri; Syngnathiformes; Syngnathidae. The record is from RefSeq and is a predicted model, not a curated record. The transcript is spliced from 4 exons. The coding region runs from base 168 to 428 and encodes 86 amino acids. Gene Ontology annotation, cellular component: respiratory chain complex IV; mitochondrion.